UGCACCAUUGCCAUGUCUUCCUCUGCAGAUGCAGAAGCACAUUCAUCCACUGCCACAGAACAAUCACAGUCUUCAAGCCACCCCCCCGAUGUCAUGCCCUUGCCAGCGCGAACAAUAGCUGACGCCCAAUCUGAUCAUACUACCACCCUCUCCAAAGAUGAUCCUGCCACCAUGGCAGCGAGCGAAGAACUCAAGCACACCAGCAUCUCCGACAAAGUUGUGUCUACAUCCCCGAAGGACCAGGCUCGGCAUGCCGUUGCGGAUGAAGAUAAGACUAUGAAGGAGACGGUGAAAGAGAGCACGCCCGAGGUAGACCUCACCGACGCGCAAGAUGAGGAGAUGAGAGAACGGAUAUCUUCACCGAAGAAGAAACGCGGUCGAGACCAGGAUGAGGAGACUAGAGAGUUAGACGAUAACAACCUCGACGAGCCAGGAACUUCGGCCGAUGGGAGCGUCAUAAAUGGGAGCCGAACAACUAGAUUAGGUCCAGAGAAGAAGCGCCCUCGAGACACAUCAGAAGACUACACAAAUGCGACGGAGAAGGCUGCAGAUGCCAUGGCAACAGCCGAUACAACAGACACCCCUAAACCUACAUCCUCAGAAACCCAACCGACCAAGAAUUCUUUAGAAUCCUCACAGAAACCAAUAUUCGGGAGUGGGUUCGGAGAUAAGUCUCAGUCCUCUACCUCAGCGUUUGCCAGUUCCGGAUUUGGUGCCCUUGCUUCUUCUAGCACCUCUCCAUUUGGUAUUAUUGGAGCAACGAAGCCCAGUGUUUUUGGUGCCGCUCCCACACCCACGGUAUCUGGUUUCGGGGCAUUAGCCGCGAAAUCCCCAGAUGCUUCUGCUACCACCCCUUUGGUUGAUUCCGCAACUUCGUCCACAGCGAAACCGAUGAUAAGCUUAGGCUUUGGGGGUGGAGGAACUUCGGGAUUUGGCGGGCUCGGAGGAUCAAGUGGAAGUGUUUUUGGAUCUCGUUUAGGAAAUGGAUUUGCUGGUGGAUCUGGUGCGAAAUUGUCGACUUUCGCUGCUCCUGGUACGGAAAGUAUUACAAACGCAAAGCCAGCAAAAGCUUUUGGAGCCCCCGAGAGUGAUAACGAGGGUAGCGAUCAAGAUGACAGUGAAGGUAAUGGGGCUUCUGAUGACGAAGAAGGUGGCAAUAUAGGUGCAGAGGACAAGAAGAAGCCUUCUAAAGUCUCAAAAGUACAUAUUGAAGAUGGGGAAGCAGGGGAAGCAACUCUUCUACAAAUACGUGCCAAGCUCUUUGCUAUCGAUUCGAAAGAAGCCGGGUGGAAGGAAAGAGGUGUGGGAACGCUCAAAAUAAACGUUCCCAAACCUUGCGUAGAUUUCGACGAAAAUGGUGUUGCAAUUCCAGGAUCCUUUGAUGCUUCGGGACUGGAAGACGAAGAAGAAGACUCGGCUGCUCCUCGAGUGGCGCGUCUCAUUAUGCGCCAAGAAAACACCCAUCGAGUUGUACUCAAUACGGUUAUUGUUCGCGCUAUGGAGUUCAAGGAUAAGCCAUCCAGUAGCUCGGCGCAAUUCCUAUUUACGGCUUUUGAAGGCGAUAAAGAGCCAAAGCCUAUCAAUAUGCUUCUAAAGAUGUCGGAGGCCAACGGCAGGUUAUUCAGAUCCGAAAUCGAAUCCAUUCAGCACGAACUUUGA
Messenger RNA from Lachnellula hyalina, 1659 nucleotides. It is a transcript of the gene NUP56, whose product is annotated as Nucleoporin. Gene Ontology annotation, cellular component: nuclear pore; cytoplasm. The annotation marks the transcript as partial. The record is from RefSeq and is a predicted model, not a curated record. Gene Ontology annotation, molecular function: GTPase activator activity. The transcript has 4 exons. Gene Ontology annotation, biological process: intracellular transport. Lineage: Eukaryota; Fungi; Ascomycota; Leotiomycetes; Helotiales; Lachnaceae.